AAUGGCCUGUUGCCUGUUGAUGGGUCUGGCUUCAUCAGCCACCGCCCAUUUGCUUCCACGCAAUCAGCAGAAGCAGAAGAAGAAGAGGAGUAAUCAAAAGUAAGCUUUUCUUGGAGAGCACUGCACGGUAGUUGGCAGUAGUAACUGUUGGCACUUCCAGCAGAAGUCCUGUAAGAAACAGAACAUUUGCAGUGAAAGUCAAGGCACAGACGAGGAGAGCACCAGGGUUAACAAUCACCACAAUCGCACGUCAACGGGUUCUUUUCUGGCCCGAACCGUUGCUCUAUCGACCAUCAUUACGAGGUUGAAAACUAAUCAUUCCCACUUCUCUCUUGACAGCAACCAGAACCAUCAAAAUCAAAAUAAGGAGUGAGUGAAGAGGAAGAUGACACGAUGAACCUGUGAGCAUGAGUAUUGGACUCGCCGUGACGGCCCAUUUUAUAUCAAUCAAAGCAACCUACCCAACGACAGACAAACGACCACUAUUGAACAGGACUGGACCUUAUUAGCCCUGAGCAAACAGAGCUACUAGAAUGCCGGGUAUUCAGCAAUGGCUCAAUGCCUGGGUGAAGGUGAACUCCAAGCAACAAGGCAGUGGUCCGUCUGCUGGUCCUUCUGGUAGUACCAACGGCGCUCCCAGGUUGCCCCAGGCCAAAGAAACGCGCUCUGGAACGUCAACCAGAAAUCGUUCUUCCAGUAUAGGAAGUGCUUCCGAACGAAAGUCGGGGGAGACGAGGGUGAGAGGAAUCUCAUCCACUUCCUCCCAAAAACGCUCCGACAAAUUGCAAUUUUCGAGUGGCUUUAACAGUAUUGGGGAAGUCACCCGUGCGACAGACGCAACAGCGGCCCUUUCCACAACAGUAGCUUCCAUAACUUCGAUAGAAGAAACUGACAAUCAAGGCAAUCCAGAGCAUGAUGCCAUCCGCAAACACAGUCGCAAACACAAACGGAGACUCAACCGAACCAAUUCUUUCUCGGACUUACUCCGAGAAAAGGCCAAGCAUCGAUCCAGCCGCAGCAAUGGCCGACACUACUCAGUCGAACGGCCGCACUAUGCAGGACCGGGGGAGGUUUCCCAACAAGCAGCAGGACGCCACAAUCGUUCUCGUCGUAGAAGCCAUCGUCGAUCCAAUCCACCACCGCCCACACUCCAUCAUCCCAUGGUCGAACCACCUCCCGACGAGGACCUUUCAUCCCAUGCAUCCUCCAACCACAGUGUCAGUCCGACCGAGACAGCCACAACGGUCCUACGAUCCAAUGCUGCUUCUUCGGCAAAACCACGAUAUCACAGUCAACGAUCGAUCGAAGAACAAAGCAUCGACUCGAGCAACUCGGCGCUCUUUGGAGUGGCUGAUUUCUUUGGGACAGACAUUUCCGAAUUGAGGGAACGACCCACCACUGCAUCGACCGGUGCACGGCAUCAGACACACAAGGCACAGCAUGGCCUAGAAGACGAAAUCCCACACUACCUACGACCUUACAUUGACAGCACCGAAAGCAGCAAUGAACCACAAGACACCAUUCAUCUUCCUACACAGACACAGCAACAUCAUUCGCGGUAUCGAUCGCAAUCACCAACUUACAACAACAACAACAACACUCACUACAAUCUACAUCACCAAGCAACUACUGCUACUUCUGCAACCAGUACCCUCCAAAACAACAACCGUUUACUUAUAUAUGACAGUAAAAAUAAUGCACAUCCACAAUUCACAGACGUCGAAGAUGCACCACGAAAGGCAAACAAUGUUGCGUAUCUGCAACCGCUAGCUUCACGCAAUCCUACAACAUCAGGGGAAAAGGAACCUACCAGAUUGACCCAACCAGCCACAAAUGAAGGGUUUGUUAUGGGAGGAGUCCGCCUACCAUUCUACACAACAAAUGCACCCAGAGCAGCGGUUGCCACUAUCAAAACGAACAAAGGUCCGAAUGCUACAACAACAAACUCUAACGACAAAGACAACAGCGACGCAAGUCCGAUGGAGAUUUCCAAUUGCCCCAGUUGUCAACUCGCUCAACUGGAGUUGAAACGAACACAAGAGAGCCUCGAAUACAUGAGAACCAUGGCGAUUCGAAAAGAGCUCACGUGCCACAAGUGCGGGUCAAAAACGAAAAGAGACCAAGACAAAUCGUCAUCGAAUGAUGAUGAGGGUCCUGACGAGUCCGUGAAUGCCAGUAGAGCUCCGAAUACUGACGGCCACAACAACAUUGAUGAACAACACACCGGCAAAAAGAUACGCAGUGCCGUCGUCAAAAAGUCCUCGGAGCAAUUGGUGGAAGUCACGGGACGCCACAAGAAACAAGUCGAGCAGCUCAUGAAAGAAAGGAACCAUUGGCAACACAACAUGCAUCUCAAGCUGGAAAAGUUCUCGAACUUGUGCCACAACCUGAACGAUCAAUCGUCCCUACGCGUGGAAGAAGCUAAGGAGUUGAAAGAAGAGUUAGCAGCCAUGAGGGCGGAACGAGAUCAAAUGGCCAGCGAAUUGGGACCGCUAAGGACUGCCGUAAAGGAAUUCGAGAGGGAACGAGAAGAGCACCGUCUGUUGAAGGAGCGAAUGGCUCGCAAUGAGUCGGAGGGACUUCGUCAAGCGAACGCCGCCAUAGCCCAGCGCGAUGACAUGAUUGCGAAGCUCUCAUCCAAACUGGAAACAGCCUUGGAUACGCUUGCCGUGGAACGGGAGCAGCAGCGACAACGACGGCAAAUCAUCUUUCCGCAGCAAUAUACGAAUGGUCGCAAUGGCUUGGUCCCGGCGAAUGGCCAAGCCUCGCACGGAGAGGGUAUGCCUGCGCGUCUCAGUGCCAACAACAAUGUUGACAACAGCGCGCAGUCAGGGGAGCUCGAAAGUCUCCGUGCACAACUUUUGGAAGCCCAGCAGAAGCUGGAAACAGUUCAAUUGGAGGCAGAUCAGAAGGAAACGGCUCUGCGUUUCCGAUGCGAGACUCUCGAGAAUCAAAUCAAGGAGAACAAUACGGCAACCGAUUUGUCUAGCAAGAAGCCACACGAACCUCACCACCUGUUCUCCUGAUCCAAACCUAUUGCUUCGAUGCUAAGGCUAAUUCGAACGAUUGCUAUUCUGUGUUACUUUAGAUCGCUGAGUUCUCUUUUUCUCGAUAGCUAGCUAGCACAUUGGCGGCAUCAUCU
Messenger RNA from Seminavis robusta, 3142 nucleotides. Lineage: Eukaryota; Bacillariophyta; Bacillariophyceae; Naviculales; Naviculaceae. The record is from the annotation of a GenBank genome assembly.